Messenger RNA from Eruca vesicaria subsp. sativa (arugula), 1080 nucleotides. NCBI's taxonomy places the organism in Eukaryota, Viridiplantae, Streptophyta, Magnoliopsida, Brassicales, Brassicaceae. The record is from the annotation of a GenBank genome assembly.
AUGCCUCUAAGCAACAAUGUGCUCGGUUGCAUAAACUUCAUCUCCGUCCUCCUCUCAAUCCCAGUCCUCGGCGCAGGGAUCUGGCUCGCAAUGGGAACAGUAAACUCCUGUGUCAAGCUCCUUCAAUGGCCAGUAAUAAUCCUCGGAAUCUUGAUCCUUCUUGUUGGUCUAGCUGGCUUCAUUGGAGGGUUCUGGAGAGUCACUUGGCUUCUCGUUGUUUACUUACUUGCCAUGCUUGCUCUCAUAGUUCUUUUAGGUAUUCUUGUCGGAUUUAUUUACAUGGUUACCAUUAAAGGCUCUGGUCAUCCGGAACCAAGCAGAGCUUAUCUUGAGUAUAGUCUUCAAGACUUCUCUGGUUACUUGCGUCGACGAGUUCAGAGAUCUUACAAGUGGGAUAGGAUCCGUACUUGUUUGAGUACUACUAGUAUUUGUCCUGAACUGAAUCAGACAUAUACUUCGGCUCUUGAUUUCUUCAAUGCUCAUCUUAGUCCCAUUCAAUCUGGUUGCUGCAAGCCUCCAACAAAAUGUGGAUUCACGUACGUGAACCCUACUUACUGGAUAAGUCCUAUAGAUAUGAAUGCAGAUAUGGAUUGUCUACAGUGGAGCAAUGAUCAAAACGCUUUGUGUUACGCUUGUGAUUCUUGCAAAGCCGGUUUGCUCGCAAAUCUUAAGGUGGAUUGGUUAAAAGCAGAUGUCAUUCUUCUGUUGGCGUUAAUCGGGUUGAUAAUCGUUUAUAUAAUCGGCUGCUGUGCGUUUCGAAACGCGAAAACUGAAGAUAUUUUCAGAAAGUAUAGGCAGGGUCAGCAGGGUUAUACAUGACCAGGUUGAGAAGUUUAGUGGCAAAAGUGGGGGAGAUUGUUUCGAAUUAUUGGGUUCCUCUAUUUUUAGUUAAUGUUUCGGCUCUUGUAGUCUUCUCUUUUUAUUGCAUUGAACAUUUGGUGUAACUGGAAGAAUGUUUGGUGUUGUAUCUCCUUGGUUUGGGUUUGCAAAACUUUGCAUUUGUUAAUUAAUAUUAUUAUAUGUAUUAGUGAUUAUCUAUAUAAUUUUCAAAACCAAAUUCACAUCAAAGAGACAUUAUUC